AUGACGGAUGGCUACUGGAACCGGCAGCAGGCGCUUCUCCCUCACUCCGGCAUGCUCAAACGGCCGCGUCCCGACUACGAUAUGCCGGCUUCUGGUCUGUCUUCAGGUAAUGAGAUGCAUAAUUAUAUUGUUCGUGAUGAUGACCGUACUGGUCACCGAAUGCUAAAGGACACAAAAACAAUUGGAUCUGCUUAUGAUCGCUACCUUCAGAGUGGGCAACUUUCUUCAUUUGCUUCUGGGGAAGCCAGUACAGUUGGUGGUCUUGGGUUGGCUAGGGGUGGUGGUGGUGGUGGAUUAUCAAGCCAUUCACUAGCUGAUCCUGCUGUCAUGGGACGUCAUGGGGGCGGUGGUCCAGAUCUAGUACCAAAUGGACGGGGUGUUAAUUAUGGUGGUCAGCUGCCAGUGGAUGCAGUUUCCAGGCCUGGACCUGAGACUGUACCUCUACCUCCAGAUGCUUCAAGCACUUUAUAUGUUGAAGGUCUCCCUUCUGAUAGCACAAGAAGGGAAGUAGCUCAUAUUUUCCGUCCUUUUGUUGGGUAUAGAGAAGUUAGACUUGUGAGCAAAGAAUCCAAACAUCGUGGUGGAGACCCUCUAAUCCUUUGUUUCGUGGACUUUGCAAAUCCAGCUUGUGCAGCAACUGCUAUGAGUGCCUUGCAAGGUAUCAUUUGUAGUUACCUGUUGUGGUUGCUAUUGGGUCUUUGCUUGGGGAACAUCAAUGGGCACCACAAGAUCAUCUUGAGAAAUGGUUGGAAGUGGAACAAACAUAAGGUUACCUGUGGACUCAAUAAAGGAGGCCGAAUGAAGGUGGGUAGGGUUGGGUUUUGCUUGUCGGAGGAGGGCAAUGUUGGCUCUGGAGAAAAUUGGCACAUGGGAGCUACGGUGGAGAUGUGGGGCCAAGAUCUGUGUAGAUUGGCCCUUUGUACACUGGAAGAUAGUGAUUUUGGCCGUAAAGGUUGUUGGAGCAGUGGUGAUGGCUUGAAAAGUUGUCGGAAAAAGGAACAAAGGACCAUUGGUCCAGUGGGUAGACAAAGUUCUCAGGAUGCAUGUUAUAAAGUUGAUGAACUCAAUCCUGAAUCUAGUCACUUGCGGCUUCAGUUUUCUCGGUAUCCUGGUCCACGAAGUGGGCCUGCAUCUCGCGGUAAAAGAUGA
Molecule: messenger RNA, 1149 nt
Organism: Sphenostylis stenocarpa
Lineage: Eukaryota; Viridiplantae; Streptophyta; Magnoliopsida; Fabales; Fabaceae
Source: the annotation of a GenBank genome assembly